Leopardus geoffroyi (Geoffroy's cat) is the source of this 2630-nucleotide messenger RNA. RefSeq names its product SEC22 homolog B, vesicle trafficking protein (gene SEC22B). The coding region runs from base 184 to 831 and encodes 215 amino acids. Gene Ontology annotation, cellular component: ER to Golgi transport vesicle membrane; Golgi membrane; SNARE complex. Gene Ontology annotation, biological process: endoplasmic reticulum to Golgi vesicle-mediated transport; retrograde vesicle-mediated transport, Golgi to endoplasmic reticulum; vesicle fusion with Golgi apparatus. Gene Ontology annotation, molecular function: SNAP receptor activity. The transcript has 5 exons. The record is from RefSeq and is a predicted model, not a curated record. NCBI's taxonomy places the organism in Eukaryota, Metazoa, Chordata, Mammalia, Carnivora, Felidae.
AAUUCCGCGGACCGGUAGUGAAGAGCACCAAAGCUUGUUUCCGGCCACCUCAGCGGGAAGCGGAGACGCAGGCAGCUGGAUCUUCGGGAACUCAGAUAGAGGUGUAACUGCGGUCGCGGCGGAGGAAGUCGGGAGAACGUCUGCGGCCGCCGGGCCAGUGUUGGGUCCCCGAAGCCUGUGAAGAUGGUGUUGCUUACGAUGAUCGCCCGGGUGGCGGACGGGCUCCCGCUGGCCGCUUCGAUGCAGGAGGACGAACAGUCUGGCAGGGACCUUCAACAGUACCAGAGUCAGGCUAAGCAACUCUUUCGCAAAUUGAAUGAACAGUCCCCUACCAGAUGUACCUUGGAAGCUGGCGCCAUGACUUUCCACUACAUUAUUGAGCAGGGAGUUUGUUAUUUGGUUUUGUGUGAAGCUGCCUUUCCUAAGAAAUUGGCUUUUGCCUACCUGGAAGAUUUGCACUCAGAAUUCGAUGAACAGCAUGGGAAGAAGGUGCCGACUGUGUCUAGGCCCUAUUCCUUUAUUGAGUUUGAUACGUACAUUCAGAAAACCAAGAAGCUUUACAUUGACAGCCGUGCUCGGAGAAACCUAGGCUCCAUCAACACUGAACUGCAGGAUGUACAGAGGAUCAUGGUGGCCAAUAUUGAAGAAGUGUUACAACGGGGAGAAGCACUCUCGGCAUUGGAUUCAAAGGCUAACAAUUUGUCCAGUCUGUCCAAGAAAUACCGCCAGGAUGCGAAAUACUUGAACAUGCGUUCCACUUACGCCAAACUUGCAGCGGUAGCUGUGUUUUUCAUCAUGUUAAUAGUGUAUGUGCGAUUCUGGUGGCUGUGAAGUAGUGAAUCCAGUCACUGGCAAGGGUGAACCUAGAACCCGGCAGGUGUGUGUUUUCAGGAAGCUGAGCUCACAGAGAUGUGUAUUAGAAUUCCAAGUGGAACUUCUGCCUCUAAGGACCUUGCAAGAAAAGACAUGUCCUGAAAACGAAAUGUUACACCUCAUUUAAUGAAGCUUACCCCUUUGUAGAAAGUCUCUUUUGGGGGCAGAGGCUUUCUCUGGGUGCUGAGCUGUGUAUGCUAGGGAACAGUAGAUUGUUUUCUUUUGUUUUUUCCCCUCCCAGUGUUUUUACAUUUUUAAAACAGCACUGAGCGGGGCAUUUUCUUUUCUAAUGGAGCCAUCAGUGAGAUCUGGCUUAGCCAGCCUGUGCUAGCAACAGUCUGAAACUCCUUCAGAAAAGGCAGCCCUUUGGGAAGUUUUCUGACUCUGUCUGAUCAACAUUCCUUUUGUUGGUGACAUUUGUGACUUUCAGUAAUCUUGAGUUUUUGAGGGCCUUGUAAACAAGACUCCACUCUGUGAAGGUUAAUUGCUGUGCUGCGAAGAUCUUGUCUGUCGGCCCCUGUAGGAAGUUAGCCUUUGUUGUUUCCCUUUUAUGAUAUUUUGCUUAUUGCACAACUGCUUUAGGGUUAAAUGAAUUAUAUUAAGAUGCCUUGAUAUUAUAUUAUAGCACUCCUUGAUUAAGAAGCUAAAAUGUUUUCUGUCAUUACUCCUUAAAAGACUUAAAUUUAGUUUGGGACAUUCUUAAUUGUAUUUUUCAGCAUCUCGUUUAUAUUAAUAUAAGAGUAAAUAUAACAUACGGAUAAUCAGAAACCCCUGACUUAAUGGGAAGAAAGGCCCAGCUCAUCACUACAGCUUUGUCCUGCCCCCUUUUUCUCCACUGUAGUUUCCUCCCUCUUGUUUCCUCCUGCUGACACUUUAAAAAUUCCUCCGCACCCAGUAGUUUUCAUGUCCCAUAAGCGUCCUCUCAGGAUAUUCUCAAAUUUCAAAAUGGAAAAUGUUCAGCCACGUAGUUCAAUUUAAAUUUUUACACAGCAACUACUCAAACAACUAGAUACAUUCAUCUGAGAAAGUCUCUGAGAACACCUCGUACUUUCUUCAGUUUAUGUAAAUUCUCUGAGAAUGUUCUAGAGAUAGACAACUCAUUUACAGUGGCUUCUAUUAACAAAUAAAAGUACCUAUGAUUUUUCCCUUUUUGCUCAGGGAUAAUGGGGAUUUCCUUUUACCUUCUGAGGUAGAAUUUUUUAAAUGGGGAGAAUAGGCCUUUUAAAUAUUGUCACAAGGGUCUACAGUAUAAACUACAACUUACACAUACUGCACAUGUUUCUUUCAGUUGUACAGGAAAAUGAGCCAACUUCUUUUCUUUACAUCUUUGGAGAGAACUUUAACUAGUAAACAGUUUUAUAACUAAGGGAUCAUCAAAGCUACUGUCCUGAUUCCUGAUAGAGGUAAAAAACAAAACAAAACCCUAUUUCCUUAGAACAAGAAGUGGCUUGUAAAUUCCUGAUAAUUUACAGAACUAGAAUAAAUUUUUUUUUUUCCAUUUUGGACCUAAAUCUGCCAAUUGGAGUAUGUGCAUGAAACAUGAAGUUACUUUUUAUAGAGAAUAAGUGCUUUUAAGUCCCUAAAAGUCUUGUCCCUAAAGUAACAAUGUUGGUAAUAAAAGCCUGACAGUCUGAAAACCCAAGUAGUGGUACCGUAGCAUCUGGUUCUUCUAUAGGAGUGGAGAGCGGCAGCUCAUUGUUGAGAGUUGCAUGCAGCAACCAAGUGGUCAGCAAUGAAAUAAAUACUUCUAGAAUGUU